AUGACUUCUAUAAAAAAUCUGGCGAGGACUGCAAUCAUUAUAUAUGCCAUAUGCUUUUUUACAAACUCUGAUGGAAGACCAAUGAUAAAAAGAUCAGUGAGCGAGAUGCAACUAAUGCAUAAUCUUGGAGAACAUCGACACACCGUAGAGAGACAGGACUGGCUUCAAAUGAAACUGCAGGAUGUGCACAGUGCCCUCGAGGAUGCCAGGACCCAGAGACCUCGAAACAAGGAUGAGAUUGUGCUGGGUGAGAUAAGAAGUCGGAGGCUGCUCCCUGAGCAUUUGCGGGCAGCAAUGCAGAAGAAAUCCAUCAAUCUGGACAAAGCUUACAUGGAUGUACUCUUUAAAACAAAGCCAUAAUCAGAGCAUUAUGUCUGUCCAAGUAAGCACAUGUCUGUAUAUCAUUGAUCAA
This is a messenger RNA of Strigops habroptila (Kakapo), 412 nucleotides long. It is a transcript of the gene PTH, whose product is annotated as parathyroid hormone. The coding region runs from base 1 to 360 and encodes 119 amino acids. The record is from RefSeq and is a predicted model, not a curated record. Gene Ontology annotation, cellular component: extracellular region. Gene Ontology annotation, biological process: cell-cell signaling; intracellular calcium ion homeostasis. Lineage: Eukaryota; Metazoa; Chordata; Aves; Psittaciformes; Psittacidae. Gene Ontology annotation, molecular function: hormone activity; parathyroid hormone receptor binding. The transcript has 2 exons.